This is a messenger RNA of Tyto alba (common barn owl), 4689 nucleotides long. It is a transcript of the gene FAM174C, whose product is annotated as family with sequence similarity 174 member C. The transcript is spliced from 3 exons. Gene Ontology annotation, cellular component: extracellular region. The coding region runs from base 248 to 694 and encodes 148 amino acids. Lineage: Eukaryota; Metazoa; Chordata; Aves; Strigiformes; Tytonidae. The record is from RefSeq and is a predicted model, not a curated record.
GAGGCUUGCUGUGAGGCGGGAAAUGGUGGCCCUGAGGAGGUGAUGGCAGCUGCGAGGGGGGGUCCGGCGGCGCCGCGGAGGACUCGCCUUGUGACGGGAAAACCGGCGGCGGGGGCAGGCCGGCCCGGAACGGCGCUGCCCCGGAACGCCGUGUGCGGCUCCGCCGGGCCCGCCCGGUUCCUGCGCCGCGCCGUCCCGCCGCCUUCCUGCGCCCGCCCCGCCGAGCCGCCGCUCACCCGGCCCGGCCAUGCUGCGGCCGGAGCCCUUCUGCCUCCUCCUCCUCCUCCUCCUCCUCCUGCACCUCGGCCGGGCCGCCUCCCCCGCUCCUCCGGCCACCCCGACCCCGCUCAACGGCACCGGCGCCGCCGCGGGGAACGCGACCUGGCCGGGCCCGCCGCCGGCAUCGCGGCGGCCGCCGGGCUCGGGGCUGCGGCCGGGCUCGGGGCUGCCGGUGCUGAGGCGGGCCGUGUACGUGCUCAGCGCCCUCUCCGUGCUGGCCGCGCUCUAUUUCCUCCUGCGGGCGUUCCGCCCUAGGUCAGAGGGACCCCGAAAUGAGCGCAAAACUCAUUUCAGGUUGAAGAAACCGCAGCGGAAGAAAUACGGCCUCCUGUCGAAUUACGAUGAGAACAUAGAGAUGGCCUCACUCGACAGCGAUGAGGACACGGUGUUUGAAACGAGAAAUCUGAGGCGAUGAUUUGGGACCAGUGGCACCAACUGCACAGACUGACCGAGGGGGUGCAAGUCCAGUGGCAUCACCUUACCAGUGCUCAAAUUUUAUUUUUUUACAUUUGCUUAUAAUGACUAAUAAUUAAACACUUCCAUAGCUGGGGUAGGGGAAAGGGGACCAAACUUGUUUUCUUCACACACAUUUUUGGGGAAAGGUGGAGCUGUAAGCUAAGUGAUGCUGCAUUGGGUGCUGUUAACUGCACAGAGAGAUGCUGAGGAAAACGUGACUCCUGGAUCAGUGCUCAGUAUUUGAAAUCGUACUGCUCUGGACUCAAUUACUGCAGCUGUGUCUGCUGGCCCAUUGGUAUUUUAUAGGUGCUCAUGUCCCUCUCUACUGACUGUGGCAGUCAGCUUGAAGUAUCAGGCGAGUGGAUUUCUUUUGCAGGCUGAUCCUCUCUUAAUGCAGCAUCAGGUUACUUCUUUAGGAAUGUCUCUGUAAUCAAAUCUGAUCUGAUAGGAGCUGGGGGAGCUCUUGUUGUCUGUUACUAGUGUGGUGGGUGUGAAUAGCGUUGUGUUAGCUCAGACAGAGAGCAGCUUUUGGAAUGAGUUAAAUGCAUCAAUUUUCUUGCAGUGGCAGUGUUAGCAGUUACACAUGAUAAUACAGGUCAUUACAUGGGUUUACACAGCAAAGACAUGUUUACAAAUUAAAGCUGCCACUUAUCCCAGAGGAACAUUUCUCCAAAAGAGCAGUCGGUUGUGUAGCCUGUGGGGCUGCGAGUGUUCAGGCUGUUCUGCCCAGCUCCAGUGGUGUGUUCACCAGAGAAAUGUGUGACAUCUACCAAGCGUCUGGAUUUUGUCCUGCGGCCUCUGCCUGAGAUGACCUGAGAAAGAGCUGGAGUGCUGCGGUGUGAGUUGGAGAACCUGAACUGCUAGUGUGAUGAGUAACCUGUCUCUGAGCAUCUGAUGACUGGAAAAGGAGGACCCAAACCCCUACGAACUGUGAUUCUUAAGGCAAGACAGCCCUGGCUCAGAAAUAAUCUCUUCUUGAAGGGUACUGGAGUUUCACUCCAUUUGCUGGUACUUGAGCAAUGUCCCACUGUCAGCCCAGCAAACUGGGAUGGUUCUGUGUGGGUGUUUGGGGUCUUAUUGUGUGGGACCAAAAUGUGAAUGUGUUUAGACGGUCAUUGUUAUGUGGGUCUGCUGCUAAAAUGAUAAAAACUGCUUGCAAAGUGCUCCUGUUUAUGGCACGUUUUAGCCUUGAAGGGAAGGCCCUUCCCUGAAAACUAUGGGCAGUGCAGGCCUGUCCCCUAAAGUCCCAAUUCUACCCCAAACUGGUAGUGCCUUUGUUCAGGAGAACCCAGGGGAGUUACUCUGCAGGCCAGGGAGCUCCCGGCCUGACCUUGCCUUUAAGAUGAAGAUCGAGAAUGUCUUUGGAGUAACGGCUCCUUUCUUUUGGUUAGCAAAUCCUCUGUAGAUAACGGGACAAAACUGACAACAGAAAGAGCUGGGCAGAAGGGAUAUCCUUGUCAAACAGCCAGGACAAAUGGUUUUGCUGCAAGUCACAGGGGAGCUCAGGGUCUAGAUGCUGCUCUGGAAUCCCUCAUGAGGCAGCUGAGUGGUGAGAUCCUGGCGCUCACUGUGCCAGGGGCAGGGUUUCUCAGUGCAGAGGGGGUGAAGUUUCCUGGAGAAAGGUCACCCCAGGUGCUGGCAGCUCUGUCUUGCACACGUGCAAAAGAUUUUUAAAUAUAUAUAUAUUUUUAGUAAUGCUGUUAUGUGAACACAGCACUUGGACGUGCCCUAAUUUCAUACCAUUUGUAUCCUUUCAUGCCUCUUAGGUACUUUCUGCUUGUUUGGCUGAUGCAGAGAUGAAAGCGUUUGCUGCGUUCCUCUGUGAGGACAGCAGUAAUGGCUGAAGCUGGCCGUUGCUGCCCCUUGGGUGAUCAGAGAGCUUAUUUGUGUGGUUCGUGGUGGUGUAUCUCCCUUGAUCCUGCGCAGGCUGGCAGGUCUAUGCACAUACUGAGAACUUUCUCUGGCUCUUCAACUCCUUCUACAGAGUUGUUUCUUGCAUUGUGCCAGGUAAAGCUGACUGUAUUUCAGUCCACUGGUGUGCCCUGGCUCAGCACUGUGACUGACAUGCUCCUUGGCCUUUCUUUAUCUGAGGUGAUUAACUUGCCCAUUCUUUAGGCUCUGCUCUUCACUGGGCAGACGGGUUUACAAUUUUUAAGUUUCCUUACCUAGCAGGAGUGGAUGAUUUUUUAAAUGUUAACAGUUGGAUGAUUUUAAUCAAAGAGUGCACCUCAAGCCGUAGGUUCUGCCAUGAAAAUAAUUUGGAUAGAAGUUUACUUUACUGUAAUAAGUAUUUAGAAUUUGAGCAGGGAAAGAUGUGGAGGGGUACAGCCAGAGCACGUAACGAGGUCCUUGUUCUGGUACUAUGCAGGCAAAUGGUUAUUAAGGUGAAGGCCCGGAGGGUGUGCCAGCCGAGCGUCUAUGCACCACGUACCUGUUUACAGAAUAUCUCUGCUGGCUGUCUUUAAAGGGGUGGAGAAUAAAAAGUUGAUUGGGGGUUGAAGUGCAGCAUUGCUAUCACUUUUAUUCUGAUUCUGUUUUGGCUGGAGACAGGUUUGAGCUGGAAUCAAUGACCCUGUGUGACUAUUUCCAUUUUCCCCUGAAGCAUCCUGUAUCUCGGAAGCAGUCAGUAGUCUGGAUUUGCUCUUCACAGGCCAAGACAUUGCAUUCCUGCUCUGUUCUAAAUCAUUGUUAAAGGCAUUUUCUGAGAGGAGAAAACAAGGACACUGAUUACAGAGCUGAGACUCCUUCGAGGACAAAUCUAUUGCUCGGCACAGCUGUUGCUGAUCUCCAUUUCUCCAGGAAGAGUAAUUUGGAGCUAUCGCAGCAGCUUUGCCGCACAGCGGUGGAACAGUGCACCCAUGGGCAAUGAGCGUGAGGCCAGUGCAGGCUGUUUUGGUCAAGGGGGUUGGAUCUCACUAGUAGUAGUGGCUUUUAAAGCCUUGCAUUAUGUUUCCAUAAUAAGAGAGCAGUUCAGUAGUUACUUCCGUUACAGUUUUAGUUAUUCUAUGUAUAUCUGAUACCUGUGUUGAUAGCCUAGUAGGUCUCUUUGCAACGGUUAGAUCCUCUAGUAGUUUUUCAGAACAGAUUUAAAUACACGGAUGCAAACAGAUGCACGUGUGCUCUGAGCCAGCUGUGUGCUAGAGCUCUGGCCUGGAGCUGCAGGGCUGCGCCUGUGCAGGGCUGUGCUUGUACGAACACGCGCCGCUGCGCAGGGGAGCGUGUGCCUGUCCCUGGGCAGGCUGAUGCCUCACCAGCUACUGCUGCACUUUUCUUUCUGCAGAGUAAAUCGGGGUGUUAGUGCGAGGCUUUCCUGCUGGCCUGGGCUCCUGCUGACCCUUGCCAAAAAGCUGUUGGAGCUGGCGGGCACGGGGCGAUGACGACUGAGAGCAGAGUGCGCGGUUCCCUACGAUGCUGCGCAUUCGCCAGCCUGCAUGUGUCACAAGUGACUGCUACAGAGUUCUCUUAAAACAAUCACUAUUGUUUAAGCCAAAGCCUAAUUUCAAACGUUUACAUAAUUGCCUCUCUGAUCUUCUUGGAGGGCCGCAUCGAAUCCUCUCCUGUUGAUACUGAACUCCUAGGCGAAUCGACUGGACCGUCUGCUGAGGUUAAUGAGAUUGACUGAGAGCAAUAUGAGCAUCAGCUCUCUAUUGUUAAUAACGUGCUUCUGUUUUGUUUCAUUUGUACGUGUGACUGGAAUGGGAUCUGCAGUGGUGGAGUGCUGCGAGACGGACCUGUGGUCUGAGCAGAUUGCCAAGAAGUCAAUAAACCAGCACUUGAGUGCAUUGUGUCGUCUGCUCUCAGAAAUGGAGGAGCUAGUCUUUCACCCUCCUGCUUGAAUUGUUGAUUUAUUUUUAAAUAGCAACCAGUCCUGUAUUGAUUGAUUGGUUUACCUUCAUUUACAGCAUCCUCCCUCCAUUGUAUCUUGAAACAAAUGAAAUAAAGCAUUCUGUUUCA